AUGAAGUUCAACUUCCCUGACGAUGACAUCAUGGUGAUAAGGGAUUACGAAAUACCAGGACCCGACGAAGGACCUGAACCAGGGGCAAUAUGGACACUUAUGUUCGAUGGGGCCUCAAACGCAAUAGGACAUGGUAUAGGGGCAGUCUUGACAUCUCCUGACAAUCGUCACUUACCUUUCACUGUGAGACUAUGCUUUGACUGUACCAACAAUAUUGCAGAAUAUGAAGCAUGCAUAUUGGGAUUAGAAGCUACGAUUGAUCUAAGGAAUAAAUUACUUGAGGUGUAUGGGGAUUCAGCAUUGGUGAUCCACCAAGUCAAUAAAGAAUGGGAUACUCGAGAUGCAAAUCUAACCCCAUACCGGGACCUCAUACCGGAGUUAAUGGCUGAAUUUGAAACAAUCACUUUCACUCACAUCCCAAGAGAAGAAAAUCAAAGGGCUGAUGCACUGGCAACACUUUCCUCUAUGUUCAAGGUAACUUAG
Messenger RNA from Vicia villosa (hairy vetch), 483 nucleotides. RefSeq lists its product as uncharacterized. Bases 1 to 483 code for a protein of 160 amino acids. The record is from RefSeq and is a predicted model, not a curated record. The transcript has a single exon. Lineage: Eukaryota; Viridiplantae; Streptophyta; Magnoliopsida; Fabales; Fabaceae. Gene Ontology annotation, molecular function: nucleic acid binding; RNA-DNA hybrid ribonuclease activity.